AUGCUGACGACGGUCAUCUCGGCGACCAAGUACAUAGGCGACGGUCGCAGUGCCGACUUCUCGGAUCGUCUGCACUGUUUCUUCACCUCCAACCUGUUGGUGGCGCUGGCCGUGCUGGUCAGCUUCAAGCAGUUUGGCGGUCAGCCGAUCGAAUGCAUGGUGCCGGACAUGUUCAGCCGCGCCUGGGAACAGUACGCUGAAAACUUCUGCUGGGCGCAGGAUACGUACUUCUUGCCCUUCGACGAGGAGAUGCCUCGUGAGAUCGCCGAGCGCGAGAACCGCCGCAUUAGCUACUACCAGUGGGUGCCUUUCUUCCUGCUCGUCGAGGCCAUUUGCUUCCGUCUGCCCAGCUUAUUUUGGAGGUGCUUUGCUUCACAUUCCGGAAUCCGCAUUCAUGACAUCAUCAAAAUGGCGACCGACGAGCGAAACGUCCAACCGGAUGUCAAGACGCAGAACGUCAAAGCGCUGGCCGUCCAUCUCCAAAACGCGCUGCGCUUCCACCGGCGUCUAUAUCGCAAACGAGUCACCCCCCACCGCAUUCUGCGCUUCCUGAACUUGCCUUACACGGCGACGUACGUAUCUACGAUGUAUUUGGUUUCGAAAGCGCUGUACAUGAUAAACGUGUCAGGUCAGCUCAUCCUGAUGAACCGCUUUCUUGAGACUGACAGGUAUUCUCUGUAUGGCUUCGGCGCCCUGGCCGAUGUUCUCAACGGCACUACUUGGGAGAAGUCUGGCAUUUUCCCGCGCGUCACACUGUGUGAUUUUCAGGUGCGAGUCAUGGGCAACGUGCAACGGUACAGCGUACAGUGCGUGCUGGUCAUAAACAUCUUCAACGAGAAGAUUUUUAUUUUUCUGUGGUUUUGGUACGUGGUGUUGUUUUUCGUCACCACGUGCAGCCUUGCGUACUGGGUGUGCAUGAUACUGUUGCCAUGGCCUUCCCGGUGGUUCGUCUCACGUCACCUGGAACUGUCCGAAAUGCCGUUCGAUCCGAAGGGCAGCGAGAAGGACGUCGAACGGUUCGUCACCAGCUACCUGAAGACCGACGGCGUGUUCAUACUGCGCAUGAUCACCAUACAUUCAGGGGUCAUAUUCGGCACGGAUUUGGUCCUAUCGCUGUGGUGCAGCUUUUACGGCAUCGAGGAAAAGCUGAAAAGGAAGAUCUGUGAAUUCGAGACGACCGAGUCAUCACCGCCGUCCUUGGCGGUGGUCGAAAACCGCCUCAAUGCGCUUCUGAAACAUCGCUUUCGCAAGUUCAACUCAGAAAUGGUGCAGGAUCAAAAGAAAGCGCCUUCAUGUUUACCGUCCGACAAACCUCAGCCGGAGCAAACAAGUCUUUUGUCCCCGACGGCUCUGCCGGCGGGCAACAACGGGGACAACGAGUGCUAUCCGCUGGUGAGCGAAAUGGAAAAUUACAUAUCUUCAAAAUCCGUCUAA
Messenger RNA from Soboliphyme baturini, 1434 nucleotides. Lineage: Eukaryota; Metazoa; Nematoda; Enoplea; Dioctophymatida; Soboliphymatidae. The record is from the annotation of a GenBank genome assembly.